UUAUUUAGAGCCGGCAGUGGCAAUCGCACAGUGAUUAUCGGACAUUCAUUCAGUGAAUAAAGAGCGCUAAUUUACCGCGCAUUAGUUUAAAAAAAUAUAUAAAUUCUUAUAAAUUUUUUUAUGUGCUGGCUAAUCACAACUACUUAGUAAACAAUCUUAAUAUCGUUUAAAUAAAAAUAAACUCGUAAACUCGUCAUAAUAGUUAUUGGUAGUGUUACAAACUGAUAUACAACCAUAACUGAAUCUUCAUCGGGCCGUUAUAUACAAGGGCCAAUCUUUUAAAGAGCCACCAUGAACGUAAAUAUGAGCAUGUCACCUGGAAAUGGUGUGAUGUUGCCGCCAUUGACGGACGAUGAUUUAAUGCCGUUAUAUGCAAGUUUACAAAAUUUAUCCGAUGGCACCGCACAAAUGCACGCAACACUUUUGGCAUUUCAAAACGAUCAAAUCAUCGCCAACGAUUUUUUUAAUGGUUACCAAGGCGGUUUGGAACCAAUGGAUAUGCCCUCAACAGACACAUUAUCAAUAACAGAGCGCAAAAAUGGAUUAAUUUUGAAUGUGGGUAAUCUACUUAGAGAAUAUAGUGUCAUUCAGGACCAGCUGAUCGUUGCAUUGAAAGUGUGGCAACGAAAGCAGGCCUUGGCUGGCAAUGGUGCGCCGUUCCCUACCAAUUUAGAUGGUAUACAAUUUGUUGUGGAGUCCUUGAUGGAUCGCAUGGCAGACAUUACAUUAUUUAUAAGUAAUCUGCUGCAUUUUGGAGAUGACCCAACACUUAAUGAGUUCUUGACACAUGCACAGACCUUACAUAACAUACUUAUCUUUUCAACAUUCAUCGUCGAAAAGCAACCGCCACAGGUGAAGAAAAAGGGUUCCAAACUUCAGGCAACUGUGCGCUGGUUGAUCGGUGAUAAAUUGGGCAUUCAUUUGAGCAAACCAGUUGUAAAAUGUGAAAUACUCUCAGAGGCUCUAGCAAAACGACUUACUAUUGAGAAUAUUCACAUGCCACCAGAGUGCAAUGGCAAAAUGACAGGAAAUGAGUGCCAAAUGGAAUUCGAUGCCAGUAUUAGGAGUUUUUCAGCAAAUUUUUCAACUCUUAUAAUCCACGACAACAAACGCUCCGAGAAGAAGGGUUCCGAAAUUGUUGCAGACGGCAAAUACGCUUUGCUCUUUUACACAACCGCGGUAUAUAAGGGAUAUGCGAUUAAUUGCUGGGCACUCAGUCUACCCAUAGUUGUUGUGGUGCACGAUAAUCAAGCACCACAGGGUUGGGCCACAAUUACCUGGGAUAAUGCGUUCUCCGAAAUCGAACGUGAACCAUUCAAAGUGCCAGAGCGAGUACAUUAUAUGAAACUGUUGGAGACAUUAAAUUUGCGAUUCGCCUACUAUACAGGUCGUCAAUUGACUGCAGAAAAUUUGGAAGUUCUUCACAAAAAACUUGUAGGCGAAGCUGCUCAGCCUAACGAGUAUAUAAGUUAUUCACAAUUCUGCAAAGAUAAGUUGCCUGACUGUGGCUUUACGUUUUGGGACUGGUUCUAUGGCAUAAUGAAAUUGACAAAGGUGUAUUUACAGCAAAUAUGGAAGCAGGGACAUAUUGUCGGAUUUAUAAGUAAGCUUAAAACCAAGGAAAUAUUAUCACAACAAGCCAUGGGGACUUUCCUACUUCGCUUCUCGGAUAGUAAGAAAGGUGGCAUAACUAUCGCCUAUCGUGACGACUGUGGGAACAUAAUAUAUUUGGCGCCGUGGACUUGUGCUGACUUGCAAAUACGUUCCCUGGUUGAUUGUAUACGAGAUUUGAAUGUUUUAAAGGUCGUAUAUCCCGCCAUGGAGCCGAGCAAUGUUGCUUUCUCUAGUUCACCCCCAGUGCAAAAUGUUUCAUCAACAAUUAAUGGUUAUGUAAUACCUAGAAUAAAAAUGCAAAUUGAGCCCUCCUCUUCUAAUGACCAGCAAACUUCGCCUCAACUUUCUGAAGCUACUGUUGCAGACAAUGCCAGCAUGCAGAAUAUGCAUAGUUUCCCAAUGGAACAACUUGAAAAUGAUUUCAAUUUCUUCAAUCACCAAACGUGAGUUGAUUAUACCAUUUUCUAUCAUCUAACUAAGAUUGCAUGUGUUUUGAUAACCACACUUGAAUAAGAUCCCGAAAACUUUCUCAUACAGGAAGAGUUUAUGUAUCAAUACGAAAAAACAUAUUUUUACUUUUUAAUUUAACUAUUUGCAAAUACUUUUAUGUGUUGCUGUCAAUAGUUUGAAUCGCAUUGAAUGGCAGGACUCGGAUAUCGCAGAUUCAACAGCAUCGACAGAUGACUUUUCCUUAAGCGAAAUUAUGUCCUUUGGAUCAUCGAUGAUUGGAGUUUGAACUCCAAAUAAGGAUCUUCAUAUAUCUAUAUAUAUCUAUGUAUAUACAGGUACACAGAUAUUAUCAAAUAGAUAGAUAUUAGAAAUUGUUAACAGUUUUUAAUCACUUUUUCAUGAGUAAUUUUGCAAAACACUAUUUAUGAAAAAUACUUGUAUAGUAGUUAGUUUUAAGACUUAUACAUAUAAUAAAUUUCUAUAUAUUUUAUAACAUGAAUAAUUGUACAUAUUAUAGUUUUUUAUAUCACUACCGUAUAUGUUUAAAAAAUAUAUCGAUUAUAGACACUUGUGUACUAGCCAGUUUUGUAGUUAUUUUCUUUUUUUAUAUAAAUGUUUAUUAACUUGUAUAUAUAUGUAUUAUAUAAUUAAUAAAAAGUGUAAUCAAUUGUA
Bactrocera dorsalis (oriental fruit fly) is the source of this 2736-nucleotide messenger RNA. RefSeq names its product signal transducer and transcription activator. NCBI's taxonomy places the organism in Eukaryota, Metazoa, Arthropoda, Insecta, Diptera, Tephritidae. The record is from RefSeq and is a predicted model, not a curated record. The transcript has 11 exons. Bases 292 to 2061 code for a protein of 589 amino acids. Gene Ontology annotation, molecular function: RNA polymerase II cis-regulatory region sequence-specific DNA binding; DNA-binding transcription factor activity, RNA polymerase II-specific. Gene Ontology annotation, biological process: defense response; regulation of cell population proliferation; regulation of transcription by RNA polymerase II.